GUGGGCAGAAAACAAAAAGGAGCUUCAUUUGAACUAAACUCUAGUAGCUCCUCCUAUUCCGCUUCCGGUUUGGACUCUACGGUCGCUCUAUACUCUGGGCGGGCUCUCUUCUAUGCCCUCGCUAAGCGCGGGAAGCUGCAGCUGCUCAACCUCUUUCAGGGUGACUACAAGUGUAUAUCAUGGCGGGCAGACGAGGGGCGCUGAUUGUCCUUGAGGGGGUGGACCGUGCAGGCAAAAGUACACAGAGCCGGAGGCUGGUGGAGGCCCUGCGGACGAUGGGACACCCGGCCGAACUUCUUCGGUUCCCGGAAAGAACAACAGAAAUUGGACGGCUGAUAAGUUCCUACCUGGAAAAGAAGAAUGACUUGGAGGACCACACGGUUCAUCUGUUGUUUUCUGCUAAUCGCUGGGAACAAGUGCCAAUGAUUAAAGAGAAGCUAAAUCGAGGUGUGACUCUGGUAGUGGACAGAUAUGCCUUUUCUGGAGUAGCCUUCACAAGUGCUAAAGAGAACUUCUCCUUGGAGUGGUGCAAGCAGCCUGAUGUGGGGCUUCCAAAGCCAGACUUGAUCCUCUUCCUUCAGCUGAGCACACCUGAAGCAGCCAAACGAGGAGACUUUGGAAAUGAACGCUAUGAAAACGGGUCUUUUCAGGAGAAAGUACUACAAUGCUACCACCAUCUGAUAAAAGAUAAAACUUUGAACUGGAAGGUGAUCGAUGCUUCGAAGAGCAUAGAUGAUCUACACAACGAAAUUAAAUCCUUUGCAGAGGAGGCAAUGCAAGAGGCUCGGCACAUGCCCGUAGGAGAACUGUGGAAAUAGAAUUAGUAGGUCGCAUCCUCUGAAGUCAUCUAGCCAAAAUAUGCGCUAUUCACCUUCAGACACCAGUGUUUGUGUCUGUAGUUUCUUUACAGACCAAGUAGGGCUGUUGAAGUCUUGCUUUUUAAAAUCUAACUUCCUUCCUGUGGUAGUUGAUGGCUUUUACAAAAGAAAACCCAGUCUCCCUUGGAAGCAGUUCUGCAGGGACUUGUACUGAAAGAAAUACUUGGGAUGGGGGUGGGGGAACUUUGGACCAAGCUCUUUUUACCCCACUUAGAGAGAGACUUAUGCCUCAAUGUAUGGUGGCUGCUGUUUUUUAGCCCCAUAGCUUAUUUAAAGAGCUGCAACAUUUUGUGGAGAAGAGAUUUACCAGUAAAUACCUGAAUGCCUUCAAACUCACUCUGUACUGGACAGGAUGACUUCAGAUAACUUGGAAAAUGCUUAUCCUGUUGAUGCUGAAGUUUGGAUGUUUUCAUUUAUAUGGUGCUGACCCACGGCCAGUGCACAUUCCUGCUUCUUUCCUACACAGAGCUAAUGUCUGCAUCAGCUUCCCAAUACAUGUGCUUGUAGAAAAACAAACCCACCACUCUUCACCAGUGAAUGGUGUGUGUGAUGGUUUUUUAAAAAAUACAUAGUCUUUGUGUUGGAAAAAAGUCACAUGUGAAGGGAUCCUUAGGCUGAGUUUAUCAUGGUACCUGGUGAAGAUAAAUAUAUUCUUAAACUAAAUUAUAAGGCUAUGAAGGCUAUGUUCUAUUUAUUGGCUGUUUCUUAUAAGAAUUGCCUUGUUGAAUCAAGCCAAUGGCUAUGUAGUUUGCUGCAGGGUAUAGUGAGGCUGGUGUGGGUCCUGGGCCAAAAAAAUAAAGAUGGACUUUGGCACCCCUCCUAAACUUCUUCAGAGAGGCACAAGGGAGGGAGCACAGAGAAACCAGCCAGGUCCCCCUCCGUCGGAGACCCAGGGACAUUUGACCCCACACCCCCAUCGUGUUCAAUUAUAGCUAUGCCCGUUUUGCUGUUCUGCCUCUAACAGUACCCUGCCAGCUGCUGCAUAGAAUAUGGUAGUUUUAGCUUCAGGAUGUGAUAUUUGGAGAUAUACCACCUCAAAACAUAGAAGCUUGAUGUCAUUAUCAUAGAUGAAAACCAAUGAUAGGUGUAUCCUCUGUGAUUUUGUCUAAUUAUUUUCAGAGAUGUCUAUAGUGGAUAUUGCUGUAGUGGGAUAUUCCAUAAGGUAUCAUUCAUUGUUUUUAUGGCUGGGAACCCUAUUGCUAGUUAACGUCACUGGGUGAUCCUGAGGUUUUCGUGUUUUCGGAAGAAAGAAAUCUCUCUACAUAAUGUUAACAACAAAAAGCACACCCUCUAGCAUGUUUUCCUGUAGUCACUUCUCUUAUAACGUAAAAAGCCUCUGUGCUAACUAUAUUAGGAGCCAAAAGUUUGGGGCCUGCUCUACAGUCAUUUGGUAAAGAACCUUAUUCUAGCAGUGUUACACAUCUACUUAAGAUGCCAAUUUCCUAGUUCUUAAAAUAACUCCUGAGUGAAUGCCUUCUAGACGCUAACUUUUUCUAUAAUUAAAUAGUUCUAAAACUGGAUCCUUUGUUACAUUUUGACAUAGUUUUUCAGAUGCAUUCCCCAAACAAUGGUUUGAGUCUCUAACGUGCUAUAGUGAAGGCUAACACAAAUAAUUUAUUUUGCUUACAUAGAAUUUCCUGGUCAAUUUCCAGUACUACUUUUCAGCAUAUUACAUAAUGUUUCUUCUGUCUCUGGCUGGUUUCCUCUUUUGUUGUGUUUAAAGACAUUACUCAUAGCAAUGCACUCACCAAAUUCCUUGACUUGUCUGGUGACUUACUUUUUAUUUGUUAGUUUGUGUGCCUUUCUAUUUUAAAAGUGGGUGUUCCGCUAUAACUUUGACUCCAUUUAAGCAUGACGAUCUAAUCUGUGGUAUACCUAGUCUCCACUUUGGUUUUAAAUAACCCUCAAUGAUCCUGAAGGAAUUUGAAUCUUCUGUUCUGUAACUUUUCUCUUUUAACUUAUUUUCUCACAAAACCAGAUUGGACUAUAUGGGACUUGAUGAAGCAAUUUUCCUCUCGUAUGUUGGGAUUUGAUAGUAUUGUGGUAACUUGUUGCCAUGCGAUUUGAUCAUUUCCCACUGGAUCCAGGGCAUCACGUAAGAGACUUAAUUAAUUAAAGGCCAUGUCUCUUGUUGGUUCUGUGGAAGUGGACCACACUCUACUUCAUCCUCAGUUGGCGCUUUCUCUCUGUCAUAACACUGUAUACAUCAUGCUGUAUAUCACACACAUGCUGGGAAUAAGAAAGUUAGCAGUGAGACUAAAGUUUUGAAAUGUAAGAGGUACAACCUGUGACAAUUCUGCAUCAAUAAAAUAAGGGAUUCCUACUCCAGUGACUAUUCACAACUGCAAUCACUGUUGGUAACAUGAAUUAUGAUAUGACACUAUAAUAAUCCUUCUGGCUCAUCCAUGCAAUCAGAGCUUCAUGGUUCAUGUUUCCAGCAAAGACUGCAGUUGUGAAUAGGUGACCUCACUUAACGCUUUCCCGCUGUACCCACAUGCGUACCUACCAACUUAAAAGUAAUGCUUCCUAUGUGACGAAGAAGUGCCCCAAGAUUGUCUGUGUGUGUAAUACACUAUAUCUAAAGUGAUGUUUACAUUUAGAGUUUGAGGGUGGGUAGUUUACCUAUUAAAUAUUUUCCAGUGUGUGUCUGCUUA
Molecule: messenger RNA, 3532 nt
Organism: Hemicordylus capensis (graceful crag lizard)
Lineage: Eukaryota; Metazoa; Chordata; Lepidosauria; Squamata; Cordylidae
Gene: DTYMK
Product: deoxythymidylate kinase
Exons: 5
Coding region: 180-818 (212 amino acids)
Biological process (GO): dTDP biosynthetic process; dTTP biosynthetic process; dUDP biosynthetic process
Cellular component (GO): mitochondrion; nucleus; cytoplasm
Molecular function (GO): ATP binding; dTMP kinase activity
Source: RefSeq, a predicted model, not a curated record